AGGCGGUGCGCGACGCGGCGCGCGCCUGCCUGCACGUGGCCGCGACCACGGCGGUGCACCAGGAGCUGCAGGCGGAGAUCACAAUGCUCCUGUCUGCUGGGCUGGCGGGCCUCACCAGGCACUCGAAGGCAUCUGCUGUGGACGCACUGAGCAGACUGCUGUACGAGCACAGCUACAACAUGGCCACGGAGCUCGUCAGGCGGCUGGUGCAGGCAGUGCUGCUGCUCCUCCGGGACGACGACGCCCAGGUAUGGCGGGCGGCGCUCAAGUUCACAAAGGUCGUGGUUUUCGUCUUGCCAAAGGAGCUGCUGGCCGAGUUCCUUCCGCUGAUACUGGUGCUCUUCGAGAGCCGCCACACGGCCACUGCCAAGAUGACGGUGCGGAAGAUCGUGGAGCGCCUCGCGAAGGUGCUGCCCGAGGACGAGGUGGCCGCUGCGUUUCCGAAGGCGCACUUGCCGCUGCUGCUGUACGUGCAGCGGCAGACGCAGCGCAAGCUGCGGCCAAAGGGGGCGCGCGCGGCUGGGGAGGGCGACGAGGACGACGACAAGGCGCAGGAGGAAGAUGCCGACAUGGGAGACGCAAACAGCAAGCCGAAGCAGAGCUGGGACGAUUUCGACAAGGGCGACGAGGAAUACAGGGGCCCCGAGUCAUUCGGAACCAACAAGCAGGCGAAGAGAAACAAACGAGGCGAAGGUGCCGAGCUAGCCUCGAUGGCCGGACCGGAGCCCCCGCAAGCAGUGCUGAACAGCCUGCAGCUCUUGCAGGAGCCGCGAGCAGUGUUGAACCUAGUGCAAGCAGUGCUGAACAGCCUGCAGCACUUGCAGGAGCCGCGAGCAGUGCUGAACAGCCUGCUGUAGGUGUAGAUGUGGAUGUAGGUGUAGAUGUAGAUGUAGAUGUACAUGGAGGUGUAG
This is a messenger RNA of Prorocentrum cordatum, 911 nucleotides long. The record is from the annotation of a GenBank genome assembly. Lineage: Eukaryota; Dinophyceae; Prorocentrales; Prorocentraceae.